Molecule: messenger RNA, 1501 nt
Organism: Neltuma alba
Lineage: Eukaryota; Viridiplantae; Streptophyta; Magnoliopsida; Fabales; Fabaceae
Product: protein trichome birefringence-like 19
Exons: 2
Coding region: 70-1362 (430 amino acids)
Cellular component (GO): Golgi apparatus
Molecular function (GO): O-acetyltransferase activity
Source: RefSeq, a predicted model, not a curated record
UGCUAAACUGAAGCUUCCUUUGAUGCGUCUUCUUCCCCCUUUCUUCUCUCCCUCUCUCAUUGUGGCAAGAUGAAGGUCGAUUUCAUCAUUGAGCUUCUCUGGGGGAAAAACAGCCCAAACCCUCAAAUUAUCCCAAAACUAACCCUACUCUCCAUCUUCGCCAUUCUUCUUUUCACAGUUACCCCACUGAGUUUCCCCUUCUUUGGAUCUCUGAAGAGAAUCGUGUUCACAUCACCACCAGAACAGUCAUCUUCUUCUUCUGCAGAUUCAAUACUCUUGCCUUCUUCUUUAUCUUCUUCAGGAAACAAGUGUGAUAUUUUCAGUGGGGAAUGGGUCCCAAACCCAAAGGCUCCAUACUACACAAACACGAGUUGCUGGGCGAUUCAUGAGCACCAAAACUGCAUGAAAUAUGGCAGACCAGACACAGAGUUCAUGAAAUGGAGAUGGAAGCCAAAUGACUGUGAGCUUCCCAUAUUCAAUCCCUUUCAGUUUCUUGAUAUUAUGAGGGGCAAAUCCAUGGCUUUUGUUGGAGACUCUGUCGGCAGAAAUCAGAUGCAGUCCCUCGUUUGCCUCCUUUCAAGGGCUGAAUGGCCAAUAGAUAACUCAGAAACACAAGAUGAUUAUUUCAGAAGAUGGAAGUACCCAAGUUACAACUUCACUGUAGCUGCAUUUUGGACUACCCAUUUGGUGAAAUCCACAGCACAACGAAACCCAAAUGAACUCAUCCACGUUUACGUCGACGAGGCCAAUGAAAAAUGGUCAAAAAAGGUGGAAAACUUCGACUACAUCGUCAUCAAUGGAGGCCACUGGUUCGACAAGCCCAUGAUAUUCUACGAGGAACAAAAAAUCAUAGGAUGUUACCACUGCUUCAUCAGCAACAUCACCAGCAAAACCAGGUUCUUCGGUUACAGAAAAGCCCUCAAAACAGCACUUCAAACUCUAAACAGCUUAGAAAACUUCAAGGGCACGACGAUCCUCAGAUCAUACGCACCAUCACAUUUUGAGAAUGGGCUGUGGAACGAAGGUGGGGAUUGUGUGAGAAGAGAACCAUUUAAAAGAAAUGAGGUGAAGUUAGGAGGUGAGGAUUUGGAGUUUUAUAAGAUACAGAUGGAAGAAAUUAGGGUUGCAGACGAAGAAGCAAAGAAGAAGAAGAUGAAGAAGAACAAGUUUAGGGUUCUCGAUGUAACAAAAGCGAUGCUUAUGAGGCCAGAUGGUCAUCCAAGUAAAUAUGGGCAUUGGCCGAAUGCGAAUGUGACUUUGUAUAAUGAUUGUGUGCAUUGGUGCUUGCCUGGGCCUAUUGAUGCGUGGAGUGAUAUGCUUUUGGAGAUGUUGAAGAUGGAAGGUGGGAAUGAUCAUCAUUAGCUUUAAUUAAUGAAUUAAUUGGCAUCACUUUGAUGGUCCAAUCUUAUAAAUAUUAUCAUAAAUGUGUGUCACACGAUUUCAAAAAUAGUGUCCAUAAUUCAAUAUUGCAAUUUAUAAUUUGCAUCACUUCAAUUUUUUA